Apodemus sylvaticus (European woodmouse) is the source of this 3007-nucleotide messenger RNA. Its product is annotated as zinc finger protein 431-like. Gene Ontology annotation, biological process: regulation of immune system process; regulation of cytokine production; negative regulation of transcription by RNA polymerase II. The coding region runs from base 1320 to 2816 and encodes 498 amino acids. The record is from RefSeq and is a predicted model, not a curated record. The transcript is spliced from 2 exons. NCBI's taxonomy places the organism in Eukaryota, Metazoa, Chordata, Mammalia, Rodentia, Muridae.
AUUUGGAAAUUACUCUUUCUAACUCUAUGAAGAAUUGAGUUAGAGACUCCAGGCUCUGUCGGAAUUCCCCGGACGCGACGUUCAGACGGCGCCCGCAGCGGUGCACUACCUUGGGACCGGGAGAAGUCAGGCACGGCUGAGGGUCUCAUGGUGACAUGGGAACAAAAGGUUCUCGGGACUUUUAGCACCCAGGUCCGACCCUAGCAUCCUAACCAUCUCGCCAACCUUUUGUUAACAUAUUCAUUCAACAAAACGUUUUUAGUUCUUACUGGAAGCCCAGCGCCGUUUAGAGGCUGGGUCUCUGGAGAGGCGGAGCUACCGAGUGACACUGAGGGGAGGUACUCCUGAAGGGGGAAUCUAAGUCUAGAGAGACAGCCGGUAACCGACUCCAGCUGCCCCUCUGCUCGCCUUUCCUUUUCACUGGCACAACGCUUGCGCUCGGUUUUGCUCCAGCUAUUUCGUCCCAAGAAAGCUUCCUCAUUUAGCUGCGUGACUGAAUGGUAUUUGUCACCUGAUCUGGUUGUUCCACCUGCUCUCACCGGGCCACCCCCUAGCUUUCUUGCCCGGCUCCUCUCCCCAGUUCUUAAGAAUUUAUCACCUAAUACACUGCGUUGUUUACGGACCUGUUGUUUGUUCGGAGAAAGUCCCUUCCAAACUCCCAACAAGGGACAGAAAUUUUGUCUAUAUAUUAAGUGUGAAGAACGUAAGUAACUGCUGAAUGGAUAAGCGAUAUAUGUUCGGGAUGCGAUAAUGGACUUGGAGAGGGAGCAAGAGGUCAGGGUUAAUUUAGAAAGGUAGCCAGAAAGGUCUCUCCAACGAAAGGUACCUUUACCGCGAGAGGGCUCAGGGCACCAGCAAAGCAGGGGAAAAGACGUCUUACCCGGAGGGAAAGGCAAUGCAAACGUCUCGAGGCGGGUCAAGUUCACCGGGUGUGAUAGGGAGGAAGGUGUGGGAGGAGGCGGAAGAGGCCGGCUGGAACGCCCACCACUAGGGGCCCUGCAGGCUUGGGGAAGGGCUAACCUGCCUAGUGUCCUAGGACCAGCAAAGGAGCCUUGCGACCCCCGACUCAGCCACGGAGCCACUGGAGUCAGCGCGACCCCCAACUCAGCCACGGAGCCACCGUGCAAGGCUCGCUGUCAUUUCAGAUUCGUUGAGCGUCAAGCCCUUGCCAUUCCUAGGCAUGCAAUCCGGGAAAGCCAGGCACACAGUAUGUCAUCUGUCACUCUGGAUACAAGCCAUCUGAGGAUAAGCAGUAUAAAAAGAAGCAAUGUACCCCUGUAUCUCCCAGAACAAUUAAACAGUAUGUAGUAGUCCCCACUAUGAGAAGACAUGAUGAUUGUGAUACAGAUUUACAGUUAACUGGUUUUCCUACUUCCAUGACAAUGCAUCAGCAAACUCAUACUGGAGAAAAACCUCAUGAGUACAAGGAAUACAGAAAUUCAUCUGUCUAUACUGGUUCACUUUGUACCUGUCAUGUGAUUCACAGUAUAGGAAAAGAUUAUGCAUAUAAUCAAUAUGGUAAAACCCUGAGUUCUUCCAGUUCUCUUCUAGGAUGUGAAAAAAUUCUGGUGGGAAAAGGAAGUGAUAAAUUUGAACCAUGUUCUAAAGGCUUUAACCAUCAUAGGUAUCUUCAAACACAUAAAAGAACCAAUAGUGAAGAGGAUCUCUAUGAAUGUAAUCAAUAUGAUAAAGACUUUAGAUCUAAUUCAUCAUUAAAAUUACACAAAAGAACUCAUUUUGAAAUAGAACUUUAUGAAGAUAAUCAAAGUGAUAAAACCUUUGCAACUUAUUGUCUUCACCAAAUACCUCGUGGAUAUGAUCAAUGUGGUAAAACCUUUGCCUGCCCCAGUUGUCUUCAAAUACAUGAAAGAAUUAAUUUGGAGAAACCCUUUGAAUGUAAUCAAUGUAGUAAAGCUUUUGCAUAUAAAAGUCAUCUUCACAGGCAUGAAAAGAUUCAUACUGGAGAGAAGCCCUAUGGAUGUAAUCAGUGUGGUAAAGCCUUUGCAUGUAACAGUUAUCUUCAAAUGCAUGAAAGAAGUCAUACUGGAGAGAAACCCUAUGAAUGUCAUCAGUGUGGUAAAGCCUUUUCACGUAACAGUCAUCUUCAUCGGCAUGAAAGAAGUCAUACUGGAGAGAAACCAUAUGGAUGUAAUAAAUGUGGUAAAGCCUUUGGGUGCAACAGUAAUCUUCAAAGGCAUGAAAGAAGUCAUACUGGAGAAAAACCCUAUGGACAUAAACAAUGUGGUAAAGCCUUUGUACAGAAGAGUAAUCUUCACAGUCAUGAAAGAAAUCUUGCUGGACAAAAGCUCUGUGAAUGUAAUCAAAGUGGUAAAGCCUUUGCACAGAAUAGUCAUCUUUUCCAUCAUGAAAUAAACUGUACACAGAAAAAAUCCUAUGGAUGUAGUCAAUGUGGUAAAGCCUUUGCACGGAACAGUAAUCUUCAAAGGCAUGAAAGAAGUCAUACUGGAGAGAAACCCUAUGAAUGUAAUCAGUGUGGUAAAGCCUUUUCACAGAACAGUCAUCUUCAUAGGCAUGAAAGAAGUCAUACUGGGGAGAAACCCUAUGAAUGUAAUCAGUGUUUUAAAGCCUUUGCAUGUAAAAGUGACCUUCACAGGCAUGAAAGAAGGCAUACUGGAGAGAAACACUAUGGAUGUAAACAGUGUGGUAAGGCCUUUUUUCAGAAUAGUCAUCUUCAUAGGUGUGAAAGGAGGAAUACUGGACAAAAAGCUUUUGAGUGUAAUCAGUGUGAUAAAGCCUUUGCAUGUUGUAGCAACUUUCAGAAGCAUGACAGAAUUCACACUGGUAAAAAGCCAUGAACCUAAUGAAUGAGGUAAAGCCUAGCAUUCCACAUACAUUUUUCCCAUUGAGCUAUCUCUCUGGGGCUUGAGUAAGAUUAGUAGAAACAGUACAACAGUAAAAUACUAUCUCAUUUACAAAUUGUAGACAUAUUGUCAUCCAAGGAUUCAGGAACAAUUUGAAUAAUAAAACUUAUUAUAAGUUAAAGUGA